GAUGGCGAUCCUACGGCUAUAAGAAAAGGGGGAAAUCUUAUCAUCAGAGCCGUGAGCGCUGAGACGGAAGCUCAGACGCCAGCGAUAGAAGGCAGCGACUCGCACAGCUCCGGCGGCCAUGGCGUUGGCUUCUCGCCUUCUCUCUCGAUCCAGACAGUUGUAUGCUGGCCAAGUUGCCCUGUCUCAUGAAUACGCUGUAUCCGUACGCUCCUAUGCCAAAGAAGCUGCUCCACCUAAACUACCUCCCCUUAAGGGUGAUGAGAUGCUGAAGAACAUCUUCUAUGAGGUGAAGAACAAAUUUGAGACAGCCCUUGGAAUACUACGAAAGGAAAAGAUCACAAUUGACCCUGAUGAUCCUGCAGCUGUGUCUCAGUAUGCCAAGGUUAUGAAGACUGUUAGAGAAAAGGCGGACUUAUUCUCAGAGUCUCAACGAAUUAAAUACACCAUUGAACAACAGACAAAAGGCAUUCCUGAUGCUCGGACAUAUUUGUUGAUGCUACAAGAGAUACGAAUCAAGAGUGGCCUCACUGAUGACCUAGGUGCUGAGGCUAUGAUGAUGGAAGCAUUAGAAAAGGUUGAGAAAGAGAUUAAGAAGCCUCUUAUGAGGUCUGACAAGAAGAACAUGGGUCUACUGUUAGCUGAGUUUGACAAGAUCAACAAAAAACUUGGCAUUAAAAAGGAAGACCUUCCCAAGUAUGAGGAAGAGCUGGAACUGAAAAUCGCUAAAGAGCAGUUGCAGGAGCUAAAGAAGGACGCCCUGGAGGCAAUGGAGACCCAGUUGAAGAGGGAGGAAUUUAAGGAUGAGCAGAUGGUUGAUGUGAAAUCACUGGACAUACGGAACUUCUUGUGAGAUUUUAUGUCUUCUACAAUCCAAAUCCCAAGGUUUUUAUCUCUUUCUUUGUCUUCCCUGAUAUUUCUAAAGAGUGUGUUGCUACUAGCAGCGAUAUUGGUGAAAUGCUGUUAACUGGCUUUGUUUAGUUUGUAAUAAUAUAGCAGCCAAAUAACCGUCUGUUGUGCCUCUCUGCACCCGAUUAUUGGUUUUUUUGGUUCAGAUAUGGUGCCUUCAAAACAUAAUUUUGGGAUUUUUUUUUUCCCGGACUUGUGGGCCAGUGAUCCAAAAAUACAUAAAAAUCUGGACCUUCCUUUUAUCUAA
Messenger RNA from Elaeis guineensis (African oil palm), 1153 nucleotides. Its product is annotated as probable ATP synthase 24 kDa subunit, mitochondrial. The record is from RefSeq and is a predicted model, not a curated record. Lineage: Eukaryota; Viridiplantae; Streptophyta; Magnoliopsida; Arecales; Arecaceae. Gene Ontology annotation, biological process: pollen development.